This is a messenger RNA of Antrostomus carolinensis (chuck-will's-widow), 927 nucleotides long. RefSeq names its product germ cell-specific gene 1-like protein. Gene Ontology annotation, cellular component: plasma membrane. NCBI's taxonomy places the organism in Eukaryota, Metazoa, Chordata, Aves, Caprimulgiformes, Caprimulgidae. Bases 1 to 927 code for a protein of 308 amino acids. The record is from RefSeq and is a predicted model, not a curated record. The transcript has 6 exons.
AUGGAGAAGUUCCAUCAGUCUGACCACCUGCUGAUAAAGUCCUGGAGGAUGCCAGUUUCAGUUCCAGCUGCAGACAGAUGGCAGAGAGCCUCAGCAGCAUUUUCUCUUAGUUUUCUCUCUUUAGUCUUCUCUAUCACAGCGUUCAGUAGCAGUUACUGGUGUGAAGGGACGAGAAAAGUUGCCAAAGCUUUCUGUUCAGGACACAGCAAAGGGGACCACUGCAUCCGCUUUAAUAGCCCUGAUGCCAACAACAGCAAUGCUGUGCAGUACAUCUGGGAGACAGGAGAUGACAAGUUUGUUGACCGAAAGUUUCAUGCUGGGAUUUGGUAUUCCUGUGAAGAAAUUAUAAAUGAAGAAGGUGAGAAAUGUAGAAGCUUCAUCAGUCUGACUCCAGCUGCUGAUCGAGGGGUUUUAUGGCUGUCUAUUGUAGCAGAGUUUCUGUACAUUAUUUUGCUUCUGACUGGAGUGAUUCUUAUGUCAGUAGAAAUGUGCUACUACAGGACUGCCAUUGGAGGGCUAAAGAUGAAUGCCUUUUCUGCAGUGAUCACCAUAUUAGCAGGUCUUCUGGGCAUGGUUGCCCACAUGAUGUACACAACUGUAUUUCGAAUGACUGUAAAUCUUGGUCCUGAAGACUGGAGACCUCACACAUGGGAUUAUGGCUGGUCCUACUGCCUCGCAUGGGCUUCCUUCGCUUGCUGUAUGGCUGCAGCUGUCACCACUAUUAACAAAUAUACAAAAACUAUUUUGGAAUUCAAGCACAAAAGAAAAAUGCUGGAAAGGAGUUUAAAGAUUAAAUACAAGUUUCCUGAUCAUACAGCUCCAGAGAAAGCUUGCAAUGUGUAUGUGACCUCUUUGCACAACAGUACAGAAGACCCUGCACAACCAAUAAGAGGCUUGCGUCAACUGGCCACUAUUUCAGUUCUGUAA